AUGAGGACCACUUUCGUCGCCCUCGUGGCCCUGCUGGGCUUGUGCUCGGCAGCCGUCGUUCAGCACAAGUUGAUCUACCGUGAAUCGCAGAAGAUUCAGAUGAUUAGACGUGGAGAGUGGGGAGCGUACGUUCAGCACAAGGCGGCCCUUCGCGACGCCGACCCGGCCGUCUACGCCAACGUCCCACAGAACGUCAACGACUUCGGAGACUUCGAGUACCUCGGAAACAUCACCAUCGGAACUCCAGCCCAGCCGUUCCUCGUCGUUCUCGAUACCGGAUCUUCCAACCUCUGGGUUCCGGGACUCACUUGCGAGUGAGAUUUAUUCGAUUGAAAUGAAAGUCUACAAAAAAGUGUGUUUUCAGUGGCUCCUGCGCUGGAAAGAGAGAGUUCGACCAAUUAAAGUCGUCCACCUACCGGAGCAACGGAAAGCAGUGGUCCAUCCAAUACGGAUCCGGAAACGCCAAGGGAUACCUCGGAGUUGACACAGUUGCCUUCGGAGCUGCCACUGACACCCAACUGCCGGUUCCAACUACCACUUUCGGAAUCGCCACUCACAUUUCGUCGGACUUCAAGAAUGUGAGUGAGAGAGCAAAAAGUGUGCGAGAACCCAUCUCUCACCAAGAUAUAAUUCACCUUUUUUGUAGAUUAAGAAACCCAGUUUAUUGUAGUCUUUCUGUUUAGGAUGCUGCUGAGGGAAUCCUCGGACUCGCCUUCACCUCGCUCGCCGUCGACCACGUCGUCCCACCACUCAUCAACGCCAUCAACCAGGGACUUCUGGAUCAGCCAAUCUUCACCGUCUGGCUCGAGCACAAGGGAUCCGCCAACGACGUCGGAGGAGGAGUCUUCACUUACGGAGCACUCGACACCACCAACUGCGGACCAAUCAUCGCCUACCAGCCGCUCUCGUCCGCCACCUACUACCAGUUUGUCGCCACAAAAUUCUCCCUCGGAUCUUACUCGAGCUACAAGAACUACCAGGUCAUCUCCGACACUGGAACCUCUUUCCUCGGAGGACCGAGUGCUGUUGUCAGCGGACUUGCUGGUGCUCUUGGAGCUACUGUGCGUUCAUCUGAAUUCAAUAUAUUCAUAGAUUGAUUCCUUUUCAGUAUCACAGCGACGAUGACUCUUACUACCUGCCGUGCUCGACCUCCAAGGGAACCCUUGACAUCAAGAUCGGAGAAAACACCUACUCGAUUAAGCCCGUCAACUAUAUCAUCGACGUCGGCAUGGGAGACACCUGCAUCUUCGCCGCUUUCGCCUUCAACAACUUCGGAUUUGGACCCGCCUGGAUUCUCGGAGAUCCGUUCAUCCGCCAGUACUGCAACGUCUACGACAUCGGACAGCAACGCAUGGGCUUCGCCACGUCGCUCCAGGCCUCGUCGGCGUGA
Molecule: messenger RNA, 1390 nt
Organism: Caenorhabditis sp. 36 PRJEB53466
Lineage: Eukaryota; Metazoa; Nematoda; Chromadorea; Rhabditida; Rhabditidae
Source: the annotation of a GenBank genome assembly